This is a messenger RNA of Chlorocebus sabaeus (green monkey), 862 nucleotides long. Lineage: Eukaryota; Metazoa; Chordata; Mammalia; Primates; Cercopithecidae. The record is from RefSeq and is a predicted model, not a curated record.
CUUCCAAGGUGCUGGGAUUACAGGCGUGAGCCACUGUGCCCAGCCUGAAGCUGUAUUUCUUUUUGGUCAAAUAUUCGUUAGAGGAAAUGUUUCUUCUUCAGUUUUACAUUGCGGGGAGCCCAGCCCCUGUGGGCAGGGCGGCCAUGAAGUUUAACCACCACUCAAUCUAAACCGAACGAGAGCGCACACCUCCUCAGCCAUGUAGGUGGGAACACGAGUGGGACGAAGGAAUCUGAGGUCGCACCCUUCUCCCUCUGCCCGCCCUGCCACAGGAGACGCUUCCAGGCUCCCGACGGGGAGGGCCAGAAAGGCUCUCUACUAGGAGGACAUCCCUACACUUGCCAGAACUAAAACUGAGGCAGCGGCAAGAACUCGGCGUCCAAAACGCUCCCCAAAGCCCUCCAAUGCCCGCAGGACGCUGGAGCCAGCCCGGCUGCAGCCGCCAUUGCGCAAGGUCGCGCGCCAGGCACUGGCUGCCCAGAAGCGGGAGCGCAAGGAAGGUCCUCUGUACCAGAAAGGCUGCCCACGGCACAAACACUGAUCCCAUGUCCUGUGUCAGGGAAAGGGAAGGCAAAGAAAAGAAAGAGAAGGCCAAGGAGACCUACCUGAUUGAGGUCACGCGCCAGCGGGAAAGGCCCAGUCCGCUCUACGUCCCGCAGUUGCAACUCAGAUACGGGGUGAGAGGCUUGUUCUCAAGACCAGACACUGCCGGUGCCCUAUCACCUCCCACUUUUUUUCUGAAACUGCUAGGGGCCCAGCGCUGCUUCUGCAGCCUCCCAGGGGAGGCUGCUGGUGGCGGGUACGCCGCCUAGGUGGGUGGGGAUGUGCUGAGGCCGAAGGAGUGACAGCGACUCGCAGGUUU